Molecule: messenger RNA, 801 nt
Organism: Ogataea angusta
Lineage: Eukaryota; Fungi; Ascomycota; Pichiomycetes; Pichiales; Pichiaceae
Exons: 1
Coding region: 1-801 (266 amino acids)
Molecular function (GO): oxidoreductase activity, acting on the CH-OH group of donors, NAD or NADP as acceptor
Source: RefSeq, a predicted model, not a curated record
AUGUCGGUUUUAGAUCUUUUUUCUCUCAAGGGCAAGGUUGUCCUUAUCACGGGCGCCACCAACGGCAUUGGCAAGGCCAUGGCCCAGGCCCUGUACGAAGCGGGGGCGUCAGUGAUUCUGACGCACAGACCAGCGACCGAUCCCGCGUCCACGGUACAGUUUCUGCGUGACUCUUAUCCGGGGUCGGAAUCCAAAAUAGGCACCAUCGAGGUCGACCUGGGCGAAGUCAGGAUAGAGGACCUUGAAGCGAAAAUUGUCAGGCCCGCUCUGGAGUUGUCUCCUACAGGAGUGAUAGACAUUCUCAUCAACAACGCGGGUGUCACCAACCGCGACUCCAUCGUGGACGCUUCUUUCGAAGAGUACCACAAGGUGCUGCACGUCAACUUGCACGUGCCGUCGGAGCUCUCCAAGCUAGUUGCCAGACAGAUGAUCAAUAAGAAGAUCAGAGGAAAGAUCCUAUUCACGGCUAGUCUAACGUCUUUCCGUGCUGCUUCCAAUCUCGCAGCGUACACCACGUCCAAAGGAGCUAUUGUGCAGUUUGCAAAAUGCUGCGCGGUGGAAUGGGCCCAGUACGGAAUUAACGUCAACUGUAUUGGCCCGGGAUACAUCCGGACGAACAUGACAACGUUCCACACCAGCGACGAGGCUAGAGAGACCCGUAUCUUGAACAAAAUCCCAAGAGGCAGAUGGGGCACUCCCGAAGACUUCAAAGGACCAGUGGUCUUCCUGUGCUCGGCCGCUAGCGAGUAUGUGGACGGAGAAUGCCUGAUGGUGGACGGUGGAUUUUUAGCUCUGAUGUAA